Drosophila grimshawi is the source of this 1918-nucleotide messenger RNA. Its product is annotated as protein spitz. The coding region runs from base 483 to 1376 and encodes 297 amino acids. NCBI's taxonomy places the organism in Eukaryota, Metazoa, Arthropoda, Insecta, Diptera, Drosophilidae. Gene Ontology annotation, biological process: epidermal growth factor receptor signaling pathway. The transcript is spliced from 2 exons. The record is from RefSeq and is a predicted model, not a curated record. Gene Ontology annotation, molecular function: epidermal growth factor receptor binding; receptor ligand activity.
AAUCGACAUUAACAUUGGUGAUGCGCACAACUCAAAACGAUAUCUCAUACAUUUUUCGAUUGAACAAAACUACACGGAUGGAUUAAAAAAAGAAAAAAACAAUAAAAGCAUAGUGUGCAUUUUAUAAAUUAUAUAUCAAACUGUUGGAGAAACUCAAUUCGAAAUAUCAAAAAGCAGUAUUCGUAAAAAGAAAUGUGCGCGUGUGUGCAGAGUAUGUGAAAAGUAUUUGAUGAAAGCGGCGAAAGCUUGAAUGGCGAUUGCAAAACACCGAAUAUACGCCGUCGUUCCACACACACACACACACAUUCAACACACACAUAUACACACACACACAUUACACACACACUCCUCAGAUAUACUCGCUGAUAUAUAAAUGUAAAACAAUCUCAGACCACAAUAAUCCAAAGAGCCUUUGACGACGCCUCGCUGUGUGCAGAGCCGAACUUCUUGUUAUACUAAUUUUGUGAUAGUUUUACUUUUUUAUGUUUAAUAUAGUUGAUUUAAGAUUUUUAAGAGAACGAACGAAACAAAGAGUCGCAAGCAAACCAAAUAACAAUAGCAACAACAACAACAAAAUGCAUUCCACAAGCGCAGCAACAUCAUUAUCGGCCACAGUGUCGGCGUGCAACAGGUGCAAAAUGGGUGUUAUGCUGCUCCUGUUGAUGGUCAGCUUUCUCGGCUGUCCGGCUCUAAUUGAGGCCUGCUCCAGCCGCAAUGUGCCCAAGCCACGUCCAUCGAUCUCAUCCUCUUCAUCGUCCAUGUCGGGCAUGGCACUGCCACCCACCCAGUCACCCCUAAGCCCAACAACAACAAUGCGAACAACAACGACGACAACAACAACUCCCCGGCCAAAUAUAACAUUCCCCACAUACAAAUGCCCCGAUAACUUUGAUGCCUGGUAUUGCCUGAAUGAUGCCCAUUGCUUUGCUGUGAAGAUUGCGGAGCUGCCUGUCUACAGCUGUGAGUGCGCCAUCGGAUUUAUGGGUCAGCGGUGUGAGUACAAGGAAAUCGAUGGCUCCUAUCUGCCCAAACGACCGCGACCCAUGCUAGAGAAGGCGAGCAUCGCCAGCGGUGCCAUGUGUGCCUUGGUCUUCAUGCUCUUCGUCUGUCUCGCCUUCUAUUUGCGCUUCGAGCAGCGGGCGGCCAAAAAGGCAUACGAACUGGAGCGUGAACUGCACCAUCAGGACGAGGACGCUGAUGAGGAUUAUGAUGAGGCCAGCAGUGAUCGAGAGCAGUGUGAAUGCUGCCGUGCCCAGUGCUGUGCCGGCGGCGAUGAGCCACUGGUUGUGCUGCUCGAGCGCAAAAUGGUGCCCUAUCAUAUGCGGCUGGAGCACGCCUUGAUGUCCUUUGCCAUCAGGCGCAGCACAAAGCUAUAAAUUAUAUAUAACUAUAUUUAUAUGUAAAUGCUGACAAAUAUCUGAACAAUUUGCCUUGCCCCGAUGCAUGUUAUUAUUAUGUAUCGAAAGUCUUAAAAUGCGAUCACGAAUUUCUAUGUGCUUUAGUCGUAGUUUUUAAAUGUUUUCAAUUAUGUAUUUGUCCCAACUACUCCUACUACUACUACUAUUUAUACAUGUUAAGUGUAACGUUUGUAUUCCAAAAACAAAAAUAACGCUUUAGUAUUUUUUGAUUUGAGAUUUGAGAUAUAUACUCCAUAUAUGUAUUACUACACUCCAAAUCCACAUUCAAUUUUUUAACGCUCGUGCGUGCUCGAAUAUGUAUUUUUAUACCUUAUGCUAGAGCCUAUAUAUAUUUAUUUUACUCUUAAGAGUCUUAAAACCAUCUACAACAACAAUUAUCGAAUGAAAAACACGCAAAGUAUUAUUUAUCGCACCUAGAUACUACAUACGAGAACAUUUUUUUAAAAUAAAGAUUCAACUGCACUUGCAUACUAUUUAUGUCGAAAGAGCAUUUCCCAAAA